Molecule: messenger RNA, 4718 nt
Organism: Amyelois transitella
Lineage: Eukaryota; Metazoa; Arthropoda; Insecta; Lepidoptera; Pyralidae
Gene: cv-2
Product: BMP-binding endothelial regulator protein
Exons: 8
Coding region: 753-2771 (672 amino acids)
Molecular function (GO): protein binding
Source: RefSeq, a predicted model, not a curated record
UAAUAGAAAUUUUAGUGCAUCUAUAUUACCUACGGGUAUAUGAAAAAAUGUAAGAUAACUUUGUAAAAUAGAUCUUCAAAAAAUCAUAUCAAAUUUGCAAUAAUUUAAUAUACGCCUAAUUCCAGAAAAUUUAUUUAUCGUAGAAAUAAUAACAUCUGCAGCUGUACCAGUGAAUGAAUAAAUAUGUCACGUACAUCUAUCAAAGACGUCACGAGUUUCAAAUUAUUAUGUUGAUAAUAGUAACGCGUGUGGUCCGCUAUUGUCUACGGGUGGAGUGGUGUGUGGUGCAUCGGUGUUGCAAGUUGCAGCGUCCGCGGCGCGGGAGGCUGUGAGACCUGUUCCGUAGGGCCGGCGCAAGCGCGGGGCAGAGUUGGUGCGGCCGGCUGCGUCGCCACCGGCCCACGACUCCACUCGGAUCGCCACUCAGUGCACGCGCUGACUCGCCGCCGCCAGCCUGCGUGACACGCCUCGCGCUGGGACUCCGCGACACUCGCACGCGAUAAAUACACAUCGCUAAAAACUUUAUGACCUUUGCCAACUUUCCGCGAGUUCACUCACCGCUGUUCGCUGUACCCGAGGUGCAGUUUGCGAUACACGGUUCUCUUGAAUAGUGCAUCGCGAGUGAAGUUAUAUUUUAAAGGUUCAAGGGAAUUAUCGGUCUGAAUUUUAAGGUGUUGCGCACUUGUGGCGUGGCGCGGGGUGAUGCGAGGAAGGCGGGACGGCGGGCGCCGGCGUCGCGAGUAGUAGCGACCAUGCGGGGGCACCGCGCCCUCGCCGCCGCCUGCCUUGUCGUGCUCGCCAUCGCAAUACCUGCCAACACUGUCUCAGCUUCUUCUGCUGUGAUCAGAGGAGAACGUGCACCCUGUUCGAACGAAGGCGAGCCUGUCCGUCUUCAGGACGCGAGGCUGGAGCACGACUGGAGCAACUGUUUCAACUGUACCUGCAAGAACGGCUUCGUAGAGUGUCGCAGUGGUGUCGAAGAGUGCGGCAUCAUGGACGACUGCGCAGUUGUGAUGCCUCGGGAAGGCUGCUGUGCCCGCUGCAAAGGUUGCUGGUACAACGGCACUGAACACGCGUCCCACUCGGAGUGGGGGGAGGACGGCAGACUCUUGCGCUGCGAAGCUGGCGUCGUCACCAUCUCGAAGCCGGAGUGCUAUGCGCCGUGCGACCGGCCCAAACAUCAGAGGCACACGCAUUAUAACUGCCCUGUCUGUGAUGAAUGCGUGAUCAACGGGCAGCGCGUUUGGGAAGGCCGGGACGUGCGCAUCCCCGAGGAACCCUGUUUGUCAUGCCGCUGCGUGCGCGGCGCUCUCUCCUGCGCAAAGCGAGCGUGUCCCGUACUGCCGUGCCACCGCAGUCAGCAGACCACUCCGAAAGGAGAGUGCUGUCCACGGUGUUUGCACCCUACUGCUGAUAAAAUUUUGCCAAUUUCAGGAAUGACAUUCGCAAAGCCAUGCAUAAUCGGAAGGGAAUUCCGUGCCCAUCUCAGCAGAUUCAGGGUGGAUCCGUGCACAGACUGUACCUGCAUGAACGGAACGGCUGUGUGUUCGCGUCACACCUGCCCAGUGUUAACUUGUGGUGCCAAGGCAUUACCCCCCACUCCUGGAAAGUGCUGUCCGGAGUGUCCGUACAUUGAGGAAGCCAAAGCUGCCUGUAUUAUUGGUGGAGUAACUUACCAGGAUGGUGAAACGUGGCAACUAGACGCCUGCAAGUCGUGUGAAUGCCACAACGGUGAACCAAGGUGCGCUAUGGAGAGAUGUCCAACUAUAAAUUGCCGACCAGAUCAAAAGCUGCAACACUUACCAGAACACUGCUGUCCAAAAUGCGUGGACGCGGAAGGAAUCUGCACAGUUUUUGGAGACCCUCACUAUAAAACUUUUGACGGAAAGUUCUAUAGUUUUCAGGGUUCAUGCAAGUACCAACUAGUAUCAGAUUGUGACAACAAUACGUUUUCUAUUAGAAUAUCGAAUGAUGCUAGAAAUACUUUACACUCUUCAUGGACUCGCACGGCCACUCUUAGAAUAGGAGCUACUAGAAUAAAUAUGGGAAAGAAGAUGAGAAUUAAAAUCAAUGGCCACCGACUGACACUACCUCACAAACUGAACGGUGUUGCAGAAAUAACCAGAAGCAACGGGUCUGUUCUUCUUAAAACUGAUAUCGGUGUACAGAUGUUAUGGGAUGGAGAUGGGUUCCUGGAAGUAACUGUAUCAAGUGUGUACAGAGGGAAGCUCUGCGGUCUUUGUGGGAAUUUCAAUUCUUUGGCGAGAGAUGAUAUGCGUGGUCGAGAUGGUAGAUUAUUGAACGACACUUGGAGGUUCGGGACGUCAUGGCGCGUCGGUGGAAAGCACGCGUGUACAAGACAGCAGAAGCGGCCGAGUAGGCAGUCUAGGUGUCGACAGUCGAAGCAAAUAAAGGCGCGUCGCUUGUGCCGCGGAUUUAAUCGAUACCCAUCGUUCUCAGAUUGCAGUGCCAAAGUGAAUUCUCACCAUUACAAGGAGGCGUGUGAAUUAGAUGCAUGCGGUUGCUCGGGCACUAAAUGUCAUUGUGCUGCAUAUAGAGCGUAUGCGCGUGAAUGUGGAAGGUUGGGUGCUGAGCCUCACAACUGGGCAAGUGAGGCGUGGUGUGCGGGGCAGUCCCCGCCUUGGCUUCGACCCGGGCGUCGGGGCUUAGAGCGCGCCGCCAGCGUGCAUAAGGCUGAACUGCCGGAGCUGAGCGCCAUCCCCAAGCUGAACAGCACGCGCCCCCGCCCGCCGCCACCUAUACUACAUUGAUUAUGAUUGCGGCAUCUUGUUACUAGUCAAACCCGCCAGUGUCGCUAACGACAGAUUGUAUUAAAGAAAUACAAGAAACAUCGAUCGUUUGUGACUUGUAUUGGAUAUGAAAAACCAGCUUUUUAGGAAAGAAGAUCUAACUACUUAACAGUAUUCAUACUACUACUUAUAAUAAUUAAGUAAUGAAGUACAUUAUAUAUUAUUUUAAUAAGGUCAUUAAUCUCAGUUCUGCCUUGUAGAGACCAGCGCCAUAUACUCGUAUUAUUAUGUAAGUACACGUAAAGCAUUCCAUGAACAGUUUUUUUUUAUUAAAGAAUACUUGCAUUCGCUUGUAAUUCUUUCAUACGCGGUACCUCUUUAAUAAUAUAAUCUGUAGCUGGUUUUAGUUCAGACAUCAGGCAGAUCCUAUUUCGAUCAAUGUGAUAAACAAUAUUUUAAUUAUUACAUUUUAACUCUAAACGUUUCGAAUAGGUAGUGAUGAUUGGGAGACGUUUGGUAAAACAAAGUUCAAAUUGAGAUCUCAACCGUAGGUAGUUCAGAUGGAAAGAUACUUAUAUAACUCUAGCUAUUCGAAGCCAAGAAGCUAUUAAUAUUGUGACAUGUAUGAUGUGUACAUAAAACGUAAUUGUCGGACGUCUGUAACUCUGUAAUUUAGUUAUACUUACUUAGUUGUUUUAAUCGAAGACUCCUGUAAAGUUUAAUUUUAGAUACGUUACCAAUGAAUUUUAUUUCUGACUUUGUAAAUGUUAAAUAAAUUAUAUAAGCUAGGAGCAGUCACGUUUCAAUAUAAAUUGAUUAUGAUUCCACUGAUUUUAAUUAUAUAUAUAUAUAUAUAUAUAUAUAUAUAUAUAUAUAUAUAUAUAUAUAUAUAUAUAUAUAUAUAUAUCUCUUUUAAUAUAUAUCUAAUGUGUAUCAUAUUUAUUAAAGCGUACCUAUUAAUUAUAUUUAUAUUAAACGUGCUAACACUUAUUUUAAAUAUUUAUUUCACAUUGAUUGACAAGACGAUUGUAUAGUUUAGACGCAAAUGGUUCUGAUACGUUUUAGGAUAUGACUAAGGAUUGAUAAAUACGCUAAAAUGACAAAUUGACGUUUUCUCACGUACAGAAGUAUAAAGUGUGAAGUGCCAUCCGGAAACGGCUAAAUUGGACAAUUGUGAUAAUAUGUUUGCUUUGCUUCACCAUAAUAGCUGAUUGUUUAACUAUACAUACUUAUAAAAUACCUAUUAGCCCUAUUAUUAUAUUUAUUAUAUUUUUAUAGUUAUUUAUGCCAACGUCGGCUCACCACUGUAUAUUAAAUUAUUUUACUGUCAUCUCGCAUUAAAAUGAUUCAGUAUGUGUAUUUUAUUUUUAGUGUUAUUCGCUUUCCACGUGAAAGCCGCUGAGACAUCUAAUUAUAAAUGCUCUCGUUUUAGAAGAUAUCUUUUGAAUAUGAAUAUUUAAAUUACAUUCUUGUUUUUACUUUUAAGCAGAGCCUACGUUUUAUGUAGGCUUUUAAAUUAUUUGUGAAGUUUAAGUGGAUAACUAUUUUAUUUUUAAGUUUAAUUAACAGAAUUUACAAUUUCACUACUCGUGGUACGUUUUAACUGCAUAUGUACGACAAAAACUGGUAUAAAAUUGAGUAAUUUUUCGAAUGUCAUUCUUAUAAACCUAGAGGUGCCAUACUAAUUGGACAUCUACUAAACGCUAAUAUUUAGUUAAAUGGAAAUGCCAUAUUAAAAUAAUUAUUUUUAUACAGAUGGGUAAACCAUCAUGUGUCGUAAGAAUUUGUUGGAAUAAAAUUAUAGUCAGUAAGGUAUGAGGAGCAUAUUUAGCUUUUUCGCUAGAAAGUUUUGAACGAGUUGGCCUAAGAAUGUAGUGGCCUAAUAUUUUUUUGCAUGUUGCAAGCUGAACAGUAGACAUGAGCUAUUCAAUGAACAAAUAAUUACAUAAUAAAACAUGAUUUAUCGUU